This is a messenger RNA of Penicilliopsis zonata CBS 506.65, 1695 nucleotides long. RefSeq lists its product as hypothetical. Bases 1 to 1695 code for a protein of 564 amino acids. Gene Ontology annotation, molecular function: cystathionine gamma-synthase activity; pyridoxal phosphate binding. Lineage: Eukaryota; Fungi; Ascomycota; Eurotiomycetes; Eurotiales; Aspergillaceae. The record is from RefSeq and is a predicted model, not a curated record. Gene Ontology annotation, biological process: transsulfuration. The transcript is spliced from 3 exons.
AUGACCGUUCUGCAGGAACUCCGGCUGGGAGAGCCGUAUCCUGGUCGUGCAAACAGUCUCCUGGUUCACAUCCCAACAUGGGCCGACAUGGUGGAUUUUGGGCAGGGAAAGGCACAGAUGAACCACGGCUAUUCAAGGUCUGUGGUGCACCCUGAUAUUCGUCUGCUCAGUUCGGAGAUUCUCGCCAAGGUCCAUCAUGACAAUAAAGAAUGCACCCAUUCUUCCCUUCUGCUGUUCUCUGGUGCCCGCGCCGCCUUCUCCUGCAAGCACUAUAUCCUUCUUCUCUCGCAGGCCAAGGACCAGCCAAUCCUCGCCCAUUCAAUCCAGGUGUACCGGGUGGACUUCAGUACCUCUUCGUUGUGCCGUGAUCACCACGCUCGCCCGUCUGGGACAACCCUUUACGCUGUCCUCUACCCCAGUGCGGCGAGACAGGAUGCUCGUUUGUUUUGGCAGCGCGCUGGGCCAGGGAUGUCAUCGCGGUUAGCACAGCAAUGCCUCCAGUACGGCUCUGCACCUCGGCUUCACGCGAUGACUGCUCCUCCCACCACCAUACAGAGCACCCCUGCCGACUCCCAUCCAGUGUAUGAGGAGCUCUGUUUCAGAAUUGCUGGCUAUUUCCAGCACCGGGCAGCUCAGCCCCAGGUUGCUCAUCAGGUCGCUGCCUCCGACGUCUUCCUAUAUGCCUCGGGAAUGGCGGCCAUCUACCAUGUGCAUCAGUCCAUCCUGGACUGGCGGAACGGGGAGUCCGUGAAUGCUGGUCUUGUAUAUGAACCCACCAUGAGGAUCUUGCAAACGAAAGGCCCGGGAUUGAGGUCCUAUAACCUCGGAACGCAGGCUGACUUGGACCGUCUUGCCGCCCAGCUGGAGCAGGGAUCUGAGGAUGUUCGCGCGGUACAAGCAAUCUGGUGUGAAUGCCCCAGCAACCCAAUCCUGCAAACAGUUGAUUUGCAGUGUUUACGCCGGCUGGCGGAUCAACAUAACAUUCUUGUAGUGGUAGACGAUAGCGUCGCCAGCUUCGCCAACGUUGACCUUUUAGGAGUGGCGGAUGUUGUCGUCUCGUCGCUGUCCAAGUACUUCAGCGGAUAUGCCGAUGUUAUGGCAGGAAGUGCUAUUUUGAAUCCAAAUUCGAGGCACUACGCCGCUCUUCAAAGACAACUGUCUGCCACGUACGAGAACGGCCUCUUUGUCGAAGAUGCGAUCCGGCUGGAAUCAAAUAGCCGGGACUUUCUCACCCGCAUGGCUCGAAUCAAUGAGACCACGCAGUACCUUGUCUCCCAGCUCCUGCCGCUCGUCAUGGAUCCCGCGAGCCCGCUGAUGCGCAUUUUCUACCCGUCCGUGUGCACAUCGCGUCCGUACUACGAGCGUCAGAUGCGUCCUGCCUGGCCAGAGGGGCCUCGUCCAGGGUAUGGGGGCGUCUUCACGAUGGAGUUCGCAGACGUCGCAACCUCGGCGGUCUUCUUUGACCAUUUACACGUCUACAAGGGGCUAUCGUUUGGUGCAGAUGUCUGCAUCGCGUCGCCCUAUAUGCAGAUGACGGGGCAAGCAGGGAAGAAGCAGGCGUCUUCCAGCGGAAUAAGCGAGACCAUUAUCCGUUUCUCUGUGGGCCUGGAGGAGGCUGAGGAGAUUUUGCAGCGGAUCAACGGUGCGCUGGAAGCCGCAAGUGUUGUGUAUAGCCAAGGUUAUUCGUCCCUGUAG